CAAACAUCCUCCCUUCUGUUUCUCAAUUCUCAAACCGACUCACGACUGUCAGGAGCAUGGCAACUUUGAAGCUAGAGGUGGUCGCGCUCGUCGGAACAGCGCUGGGAAUUGCAUCCCAUCUGGGAUACUUCAUCCACGGAGAACAUCAUAUGCAAGCCACACGGAUUGCAGCAUUCUUCUUCAUUGCGCCUCUACUUUUGUUUAUCUUAACCCUGAGAGACAUAGAUGGCAACUCGUACAUUGAAGCUGGCAAAAUCACGGCAGUCGGAACGGCCUCCUAUUUCACGGCUUUGAGUACCAGCAUCCUGAUCUAUCGGGCUUUCUUCCACCCACUUCGGAGAUUCCCAGGACCCUUCAGUGCGAAGCUAAGCAAGAUUACACAUGUCCUACGAAUUGCCAAGGAUUCUAAGAACUAUCUCCUCAAUGAACAAAUGUUUUACAAGUAUGGAGAGUUCGUGAGGACUGGCCCCAACGAAUUGAUAACCAAUUCCCCUGAGGCAGUCUCCGUGGUUUUAGGCAUUUCUUCUAAGUGCACAAAGGCUCCUUGGUAUGAGUGCGUGAGUUAUCCGAACACAUCGCUGCAUCUCACUCGCAGUCGACUCGAGCAUGACAAGAGACGAAAGAUUUGGGAUCGCGGCUUCAGUGCCAAAGCGUUGAGGGCAUACGAACACCGUGUAACAGGAUUCACGGACGACCUUAUAUCGCAACUGAAUUCCCACUCUGGCGAGCCUGUGAAUGCAUCUCGAUGGAUGAAUUAUUACGCUUUCGACAUGAUGGGAGAUAUGGCUUUUGGAAAGUCUUUUGACAUGCUCAAGACGGGAGAGAAGCAUGAUACGAUCGAGCUUUUACAGGAAGGGAUGGCUCCUCUGGGUGUCAUAACACCUAUUCCAUGGAUACUUAUUCUUUUCCAAGAUAUACCUGGACUUAGUGCCGGCCCGAAGAAAUUCCUCAAGUAUCUCUUAGAACAAGUUGCUGCUCGGAAACAGCGCACCCCCGACUCUCCGGAUCUGUUCAGCUGGUUGAUCGAUGCCGAAAAGCAAUCCAACGACCCGAUUCACAAAGACCCCAGAUGGCUAAAUGGCGACUGUGGAUUGAUCGUCGUCGCUGGCAGCGACACCACAACAGCAACUCUCACUCACAUCUUUUAUCACCUCGCACGUUCGGGAGAAGUGUUCUCCAAACUUCGUAAAGAGCUGGAUUCAUUCUAUAAACCUGGCUCCGAAUCAGAGUUCCGAGAUCUCCAAGAGGCAACUUAUCUCAACGGAGUCAUUAAUGAAGCUCUUCGUAUCCAUCCCCCGGUUCCUGGUGGGGUGUUGCGAGUGACUCCACCAGAAGGAAUCACGAUUGGAACAACUUUCAUCCCUGGAAAUGUUACGAUCUCGACACCAGCUUAUUCUUUGGGAAGACUCGAGUCUUGCUACGAAAAUCCUUCCGAAUUUAUACCCGAGCGCUGGGGGGAGAAACCGGAAAUGGUUCGCGAUAAAGGCGUUUUUGUGCCAUUUUCAGUCGGUCCGUAUUCAUGUGUAGGAAAGCAGUUGGCUCUUAUGGAACUCCGCAACGUCAUUGCACGCAUUGUGACUGAGUUUGAUGUCAAAUUCGCACCGGGGGAGGAUGGAACGGCACUGCUGGAGAAGUCAACGGAUACCUUUACGAUUGCGUUGGCUCCUUUGAUGUUGGUGUUUACCAAGAGGGAGGUCUGAGACCUUGUUCUUUUCAAUCGAUCUUGCACCAUGUAGUUGGAGGCUCGCUAAGUGUGGGGUUGAAAAAAGGGGGUGGGGUAAUUUAGGCGAGGCUAUGAAGUGAUCUUCCCAACGUCCCCGAAAUCUUCCAUCCAACCUCGACAAUACCCUCUAGGCUUCGAAUUUUCCACCGAACUCAUAGCCAUGUUCUCAUGUUCGUUUCCCAU
Messenger RNA from Hyaloscypha bicolor E, 1906 nucleotides. RefSeq names its product cytochrome P450. The transcript is spliced from 9 exons. The record is from RefSeq and is a predicted model, not a curated record. NCBI's taxonomy places the organism in Eukaryota, Fungi, Ascomycota, Leotiomycetes, Helotiales, Hyaloscyphaceae. Gene Ontology annotation, molecular function: monooxygenase activity; iron ion binding; oxidoreductase activity, acting on paired donors, with incorporation or reduction of molecular oxygen. Bases 57 to 1700 code for a protein of 547 amino acids.